This is a messenger RNA of Melopsittacus undulatus (budgerigar), 2687 nucleotides long. It is a transcript of the gene GPSM2, whose product is annotated as G protein signaling modulator 2. The transcript is spliced from 14 exons. Gene Ontology annotation, molecular function: GDP-dissociation inhibitor activity; G-protein alpha-subunit binding. Lineage: Eukaryota; Metazoa; Chordata; Aves; Psittaciformes; Psittaculidae. Gene Ontology annotation, biological process: establishment of mitotic spindle orientation. The record is from RefSeq and is a predicted model, not a curated record. Gene Ontology annotation, cellular component: cell cortex. Bases 399 to 2213 code for a protein of 604 amino acids.
CGCCUGUGGGGGGCGGUCGGACGGCGAUUGGUGAGUUCGAAGAGCGGCUGCGCGUGGUUGGUACUGCUCAGCCGUCCCCGCCGCUCUGUGGGAGCCGCUCCGGCAGCGGGGCCGUGCCAGCCCCUCAGCGAACGGGCCUUCCGGCACCAGAAACACAGCUGAAUGGAGCUCAAAGGGCUACAGAUGAAAGAACUUGAACACGUUUCUGAAGGUUUAAGAUGUGUCUGACAGUGACCUCGUUACCUUACUAAUAAAGAAGAGGUUUUCAGCAGGAGCUUAGGAUAUCUUUACUCCAACUUCUUAAUGUGCUAACUGGAAUGGUGUUCUGACAACAAUUCUCCAUAGUAAAGUACCCUAUUACAGAACACUAAUAUUUUCUCUCCUGAUAAUGCAACUCAAUGGAGGAAGGUAAUGUUUUGAUAAGCAUGCGUGAAGAUUGUUCCUUUCAUGUUCGUUACAGGAUGGAGGCUUCCUGUCUGGAGCUGGCUUUGGAAGGUGAGCGCCUGUGUAAAGCAGGAGAUUGCCGAGCUGGCGUGUCUUUCUUUGAAGCAGCUGUUCAGGUUGGAACUGAAGAUUUAAAAACACUCAGUGCUAUUUACAGCCAGUUAGGCAAUGCCUAUUUCUACUUGCAUGAAUAUGCAAAGGCCUUGGAAUACCAUCACCAUGAUUUAACUCUUGCAAGAACAAUUGGAGAUCUACUGGGUGAAGCUAAAGCUAGUGGGAAUCUGGGCAACACCUUAAAGGUACUUGGGAAUUUUGAAGAAGCUAUUGUUUGUUGUCAGAGACAUCUGGAUAUUUCCAGAGAGCUAAAUGAUAAGGUUGGAGAAGCAAGAGCACUGUAUAAUCUGGGAAAUGUAUAUCACUCUAAAGGGAAAAAUGUAGCCAGUGUUGGGACUCAUGAUCCAGGGGAACUUCCAGAUGAUGUGAAAAAUGCUUUACAAAAAGCUGCAACUUAUUAUGAGGAAAAUCUGUCAAUAGUAACAGAGCUGGGUGAUAGAGCAGCACAAGGACGUGCCUUUGGAAACCUGGGAAACACACACUAUCUUCUGGGCAACUUCAGGAGUGCGGUUUUAGCCCAUGAACAGCGUCUCCUAAUUGCGAAAGAGUUUGGUGAUAGAUCAGCGGAAAGAAGAGCAUACAGCAAUCUUGGAAAUGCCUACAUCUUCCUGGGUGAAUUUGAAACAGCUUCAGAAUACUACAAGAGGACACUCCAGCUGGCUCGACAGCUUAAAGACAGAGCUGUGGAAGCACAGGCCUGCUACAGCCUUGGGAACACAUAUACUUUGCUUCAAGACUACGAAAAAGCAAUUGAUUAUCAUUUGAAACACCUUGUGAUUGCUCAGGAAUUAAAUGACAAAAUUGGUGAAGGAAGAGCAUGCUGGAGUUUAGGGAAUGCUUACACUGCGCUGGGAAAUCACGACCAAGCUAUGCAUUUUGCGGAAAGGCACUUGGAGAUCUCACGAGAGGUAGGAGAUAAAAGUGGAGAACUCACUGCAAGACUUAAUCUCUCAGAUCUUCAGAUGGUUCUUGGAUUAAGCUACAGCACAAACAACUCCAUGAUGGCAGAAAGUCAUGUGGUAGAUACCAGUCUGAAUGGUACCAGACCAAGAGUAGGACGCCGUCACAGUAUGGAGAACAUGGAACUUAUGAAAUUAACUCCAGAAAAGAAAAACAGUCGAGAGGCAAUGGCAGAUGAAGGGUUCUUUGAUCUGCUGAGUCGAUUCCAGAGCAACAGGAUGGAUGAUCAGAGAUGCUACUUCCAGGAGAAGAACAGGUUUUCAGCUGCUUCAGUGGCAACAUCCUCUACUCCACCUAAAACAAUGAGAAAAUCCUUUUCUACAUCUGUAGUUUCACCCCACACAGAUGAGUUUCUAGACCUCCUUGCUAGCUCGCAGAGCCGCCGGCUUGAUGACCAACGUGCCAGCUUUAGCAAUCUACCUGGACUUCGUCUUAACCAGCGCAAUAGUCACUCAGUCCUGGGUCAUCUCAUGGCACGUAACAACAGGGACCUAGAUGAUGACUUCUUUGAUAUACUGAUAAAAUGUCAGGGUUCCAGACUGGAUGAUCAAAGAUGUGCUCCUCCCUCAUCUGCAAAAGGACCAACUGUACCAGAUGAGGAUUUUUUCAGCCUGAUUUUACGGUCACAAGCUAAGAGAAUGGAUGAACAAAGAGUCCAUUUACCCUCAACUAUAAAGGGACCAAGUUCUAGCUGAAGAAACAAAUAAGUUACUACUGUACAGUACAUGCUUAGGUAUAAUUUUGUUUGCUGGAAAAACAUAAUGCCUUCUUACAGAACAUGCAGGUAGUAGUUUUGCCCCUUUUCUAAUUAUUUUUUUUGUAUGAAUAGCAGUAUUACAUUUGUGAUCAGUCAUUGCUGCUGCUGAUUUUAGCUGUGUCAGAGACACUGAUUACACAGAUUCUCCCAUCAAGGUACUGUCAUUGCUGAGGUGUGGAUUCUAUCACUGUCUCAAUCCAGUGUAAAACUGAAAUUUGUCUAUUCUUUUUAAAGAAAACUUGAUUUUUCUUUUUCUUUGUACCUGCCUGGAAAAAAGUCCUGUUCUCUUUUGUACUUUUUUUAAAAGAUAAAAAAUAAUUGAGAAAUAUCUUCAGUACUUAAAUCUGUCUUUGCAAAAACAGAGUUUGGAAGAAACAAUCAUUUUUUAUUAAAUAAAAAAUAUUAAAUCAAA